AGUAUAUCUUUUCCUUCAAAGCGGCAAAAAAAAACUGAAGCACUUCAAGAACUUAUUCAAAUUCGUUCUGAACUUAAAGGAAAACCAGUUUAUUUCUUUCCAAAAUUAGAUAGAUAUUUUGAAGGUAUAUUAAUGUUUGAUGCAAAAGAACAAAGAACCUAUAUUUAUAGUUUAAUAAAUGAUUAUAAAUAUGAAACAUUUUCUAAGUGGAUAAAUGGAUUGCAAAAAUGUGGAUUAUUCAAAGGACAACGAUCAGCUCUUGCAACUGUUUUUUUAGAACCAAAUCCUACCAGUUUACCAAUUGCUUUAAUUUUACAUAUAUCAGAAUAUAUACCAUAUUGGAAAUCGAUAGCAAGUGCAAAUAUUGAAGAUAUUUUUUUAUAUAUGCAAAGUAAAAUUAAGCCGGAAGGAAAAUUUUCUGAAACCACAAUACGAUAUCAAGACAAAUAUCUUGAAAUUUAUUUUUUUAAACAACAACUAUUAGAAAAACAAUUACUGAUUAAAGCAAAAAGAAUUUUAAUCACAUAUGAGGUUUUUGUUUGUAAUCAACUUGUAAAAGAAGAAUAUCUUCCUUUUCUAACUAAAGCAAUUAAAAGAACUUAUGACAAAGUAAAAAAUUUUAUUGAAUAUAUAUAUAAUUUAAAUAUUUGCCAAAGACAAAGUACUAAAGGAUUUGAAAAUGUAACAUAUAUUCAUGGAACCCAAUUGGUUAAUAAUAAACGGAAUUCUCAAAAAGAACAUAUACCCUUUGCUUUUCUUGAAAAACAAAGCCAACCUGAUAAAGCAUAUUGA
This is a messenger RNA of Dentiscutata heterogama, 792 nucleotides long. The record is from the annotation of a GenBank genome assembly. Lineage: Eukaryota; Fungi; Glomeromycota; Glomeromycetes; Diversisporales; Gigasporaceae.